This is a messenger RNA of Histoplasma mississippiense, 804 nucleotides long. RefSeq lists its product with no specific name. Lineage: Eukaryota; Fungi; Ascomycota; Eurotiomycetes; Onygenales; Ajellomycetaceae. The record is from RefSeq and is a predicted model, not a curated record. Gene Ontology annotation, cellular component: membrane. Bases 1 to 804 code for a protein of 267 amino acids. The transcript has 2 exons.
AUGGCGAGAACGGCCACAGCGGCCCGUGAAGGUAUGGGCGUUCGACGUGUCCAAGCAGGUCUUCGGUUCUGUCCUGCUGCACCUAGCCAACCUGCUCGCAUCGAUGUUUUCUGCUGGCCAGAUACCCGUGACUGCGACUUAUCAGCCCAACCCGUGCUCACAACCUUGGGCAUCCCCAUCUUAAUCCUGUUCCUCCGCAUCCUCAACCACGCCGCGCUGUACACCCCUCUCGCCAACCCGCCCGAAUCCAUCGAAUCGGGAAACUACGGCCGCCCACCGAGCGCCUGGUGGUGGUUCAAGCAGUCCAUGAUCUACUUCUUCGGUCUGCUGUGUAUGAAAACCUGCGUCGUCGUGCUGAUCCACAUGCUCCCCUUCAUCGUCAAGAUCGGCGACUGGGCCCUCCGGUGGACAGAGGGCAACACCGCGAUCCAGAUUUUCUUCGUCAUGCUUUUGUUCCCUGUCAUCAUGAAUGCGGUGCAGUAUUACAUCAUUGAUAUCUUUAUCAAGAAGCCGAUCCCUGUUGUGAGGUGUGAGCGAGUGCCGGGUGGAGAUCUGGAUGGCAUUGAUAGCGAUGAUGAUGGCGUUGUUGGUGGUGCUGGUGCUGGCGGUAGGUUUGAUGAUGCAGGGAUACAGCGGCGGGAUGACGAUCGACAUCGACGAAGGGGUUUGCUGGCGGGGAUUGACGAUGAGGAUGCUGAAUUUUCGAGCGAUGAGGGAGACCGUGUCGUGUUUCCGGAUGAUGACGAGCGCGGGGUGAAGCAUUCGUUGGAGGCUGGUGAUAGAGGCAAUGGUGCCACGACUUGA